CAUAUCCUUACCCUGAGAACCUGGCUGAGUUCGUUGGAACUCAAAGGAUGGCAGUCCUCUUCACACUGGACUUUUGGAGUUUCUAAGUCUUCACCCAGCCCACGCUGAUCCUGCAGUGGCACAUCAAUGGCAGCUUAGAGAUCCUGCUGGGACUGGUGCAGCAGACACAGAUAUGUUUUCUUCUUUUUGCCAUUCUGUACAUCGUUUCCUACUUCAUCAUCACAAGGUACAAGAGAAAAUCAGAUGAACAAGAAGAUGAAGAUGCCAUAGUCAACAGGAUUUCGUUGUUUUUGAGCACCUUCACUUUAGCAGUUUCAGCUGGGGCUGUUUUGCUUUUACCCUUCUCAAUAAUCAGCAAUGAAAUCCUGCUUUCUUUUCCUCAAAACUACUAUAUUCAGUGGCUAAAUGGCUCCCUGAUUCAUGGUUUGUGGAAUCUUGCGUCUCUCUUUUCCAACCUUUGUUUAUUUGUGUUGAUGCCCUUUGCAUUUUUCUUUCUGGAAUCAGAAGGAUUUGCUGGCCUGAAAAAGGGAAUACGAGCCCGCAUCUUGGAAACUCUGGUCAUGCUGCUGCUGCUGGCAUUGCUGAUUCUUGGGAUAGUGUGGGUGGCUUCAGCACUGAUUGACAACGAUGCUGCAAGCAUGGAAUCUUUAUAUGACCUCUGGGAGUUCUACCUACCCUAUUUAUAUUCCUGUAUAUCAUUGAUGGGAUGUUUGUUACUUCUCUUAUGUACACCAGUUGGCCUUUCCCGCAUGUUCACAGUAAUGGGCCAGUUGCUAGUGAAGCCAGCAAUUCUUGAAGACCUGGAUGAGCAAAUUUAUAUUAUUACCCUAGAAGAAGAAGCACUCCAGAGACGGCUAAAUGGUCUGUCUUCAUCGGUGGAAUACAACAUAAUGGACUUGGAACAGGAACUUGAAAAUGUAAAGGCCCUUAAGACAAAACUAGAGAGGCGAAAAAAGGCUUCAGCAUGGGAAAGAAAUCUGGUGUAUCCCGCUGUUAUGAUUUUACUUCUUAUUGAGACAGCUAUCUCGGUCCUACUGGUGGCCUGUAAUAUUCUCUGCCUGCUGGUUGAUGAAACAGCAAUGCCGAAGGGAGCAAGGGGGCCUGGAAUAGGAAAUGCCUCUCUCUCUACAUUUGGUUUUGUGGGAGCUGCACUUGAAAUCAUUUUGAUUUUCUAUCUUAUGGUGUCUUCUGUUGUUGGUUUCUAUAGUCUCCGAUUUUUUGGAAACUUUACACCCAGGAAGGAUGACACAACUAUGACAAAGAUCAUUGGUAAUUGUGUAUCAAUCUUAGUCUUGAGCUCUGCUCUACCUGUGAUGUCAAGAACUCUGGGAAUCACGAGAUUUGAUCUACUUGGAGACUUUGGAAGGUUUAAUUGGCUGGGGAAUUUCUAUAUUGUAUUAUCCUACAAUUUGCUCUUUGCCAUUGUGACAACAUUGUGUCUGGUCAGAAAAUUCACCUCUGCUGUACGAGAAGAACUCUUCAAGGCCCUAGGGCUUCAUAAGCUUCACUUAUCAAAUACUUCAAGGGAUUCAGAAUCAACCAAACCUUCUGCAAAUGGGCACCAGAAGGCACUGUGAGACCCGCAGUGGGUGCCACUCUGCAAACAGGAUCCCCAGGGACUCCAGACUCAGGCCAUUCCUGUCAACGCAGAGCACUUCAUACCGACUUUGGUCUGUGUGUAGGGACUGGGCCUGUCAGUGUCAUUUUCUUCAUUAUCCAAGAAACUGGCUAUAACUGAUCUUAUUUUUUAAACUUAGCUUUCUGAUGUACCCCAUAGUUUCUAGUUAAACACAAGUUUUUCGUGAUGUUAUGGAAAAGCACACUCUUCUGCAGACACCUUUGCCAUUGUCCAGACGAAAAGUCCCUACCUGGAGUGAACAUGCGAGGAAGGGCAGAUGUCCAGAGUUUCUGAAGAGUCACUCAAACCCCACUGAAUGCUUUAUUGAGCAUUUAGAAGCCUUCAAAAGGCCCUGUUGGCCCCAAGUGAAGCUUCUUCAGAAAAUGAAGUUUCUAAAUUCUGUGUGGUUUUGUUUUUGUUUUUGAGACAGUAUCUCACUGUGUUGCCCAGGCCAUCCUCGGCUUCUGGAGAGCUGGGAUCACAGGGGUGCAUCACCACUGCUGGUUCAUGUUUGUAGAAACUGCUUGUACCAAUCAUCAUAGCAGUGGGUGCAUUGGGCUGUAAUAAUUGCAAAUUAUAUUUUUAUUUACCAAAAGAAAAACAGUUUCUGAUUUAUGUUAUAGAGAGUUCAUUAGACUUUGAGCCAAGAGAAAAAUACUAAAUUCUUUUAAAGUUUGAGCCUUGGUAGACACCACAGGAAUACCUUCUGUUGUACAGUAUAGUAAGCUGUUACAGAGGAAGUACUAAGUAAUUGUAACUAAUGGACAGUUUAUGUGCAUAUAACUCAAGUUACCUCUUGUGACAAUUGCCAGUGGUGAGUACACUCAUAACUUAGAUUUUGCCUUUUAUGCUACAUGUACAUUUAAAACUUUUUAAAGCAUUUUUUUCAAAGAUCACUUAAUUUCCUGGCUUCUGUGACAUUUAUGAAAAAUGUAAAUGCUGAGUUCGAGAAACCCCUUCUCUCCUCAUAUUCUUCAGGCUUUUGCUACUUUUGUAUAUGCCAUUUUAAACUUCCAACUUACAAAAGUUACCAGUUCAACGCUCAGAACUCCUAAAAUUAGUGGUUUCCAUGUUAAGCAUAGGUUUGCACCGUCAUGGGACUUGCCAGUCACUUAGACACUGGCAGGUCAGUAGUUGCUGGAAUGGCCUCUUGACUCUUCAGUCCACAACUGAGACCACAAACAUGAUGCUCUGCGUUGCUGUCACCAGGAGGGACCCAGGGCUGUGCAUGCUAAAGCACAUGGCUGGCCCACUGGCACCAAGGUCAGUCCUGCACAGCUGUGUGGAUAUGUGUCACAUGCACUCAGUGUGUGGCUUUAGGUUGUGCUCAGACAAAAGUAAAAGGUCAUUUUUUUUUUUUUCAAAUUGUUGAAUUUAAAGUUUUCUUUGGGGGUAGGGAGGCGUUUUUGAAAAACAGUAUUUCCACUUACCACCAAAAUAAUAAGAAACUUUAAACUAUAUAUUUAUAAGUUCCACUGAGUGUACUUCUCCUUUAUUUAUAUCUCUACAUUGCUUUUUGAGUUCAUAUCAAUGAGCUUAGUUUUAAAAUUAAAAAAACAUUCAUUUUCAGUUGUGGUUCUCAGCAACACUCAGUGUAUACCACCAGUCUAGUAACGGUGGGAUUUCUCAGCAUAAGAUCCACAUGCCUAGAAGAUUAUAAAUACCAGCUGCUUUCUAAUUUCACUGUUAAUUGUCCCAAUUUUAGUAUUAGUUGCAAGCUUUGAUCUUACUGAAACUUGGAAUUCAUACUUUGAGCAGAUCAAGUAAGGAGAGUACAGAAAAAAACUCAGGAGUAUACCAAAAUCAUCUUUAACUUAAACCAGUUUCAAGGCACUUCCAAAAAGAGAGUUCUUGGAUAUUUGUAAGAUGUAUAAAACUUUUUUUUAGUAAAAUAUUAAACUUCUUAAUGUCUGUCUCCACUUCUUCAUCUGGAAGUCUCUUCCGUCUGAGAACUCAAGUCAGGUCUUGUGUGUACUGGGUUUUCAGUCUCAGACACUCGCUGGGUGUACUUUCAUUGCUGUGGAGACAGGCUGAGCUCCAAAUGGAAGGGUGGCUCCCCUGGGGUCCCUGUGCCUGUGACUGUGAGAUACAGAGUUCUGCUGCACAGCCACAGUGCUGCCAGGCUCUGCUGUGGUCACACACACAGGGCUCUUCCUCUGGAGUGAGGUGUACACGAAUGCAGGUGCUCUGCUGGACAUAACGCUGGAUGCUGGUUUGUAUGAGAACCACACAAGUGGAUGGCAGCUUGCCGAGGCCACGUGUUCCGAGUCCUGGUGAGGACAGUCACGCUCAGGGGCCUUUCUUUUAUUGUAGUUGUAUGCUGGAGGAAGAGAAGGAGAACAGGCUCUGAAGGGACAGUACUCCGAGUGCUCAGAGGUCAUCAAGUCUGCAGCUACUUUGCUAUUCUAGAUGGACAGGGUGCCCGAGUGACUGCCUCAAGUCAAGUGGGGUAUUCUUGCUUGCCUUUAGUUUUCAUUUUAUUUUUUUAUUAUUUUUUAAAGUAAUUUUUUAGUUGUCAAAAGACCUUUAUUUUAUUUAUUUAUAUGUGGUACUGAGAAUCGAACCCAGUGCUUCACACAUGCUAGGCAAGUGCUCCACCACUGAGCUGCAACCCCAGUCCUAGUUCCCAUUUUAAAAGGUCAUCAGGCAUUAUAUCUAACAAGGUUGUUGAGGGGACUUAGCUUUUUAUCGUCAAUUGGUUCUAUAAUAUUUAAGUGAUUUUACAGUUAAAAAUUUUGUAAAUUAUAACAUUUGUAUUGGUUUUUAGUGAUUUUCUGGGAUAUUUCUUAGAUUUAAUAUUAAUGAACUUUAUGUACGUCCUGUUUUAGAGACUUGCUCUAAACCAGACUUCAUGUGAAAUUGCACACACACAACACACACUGGUUCUUACAUUGCUGUGCUGAGGGACUAGUCAGUGGGCAGGGAAGAAGUGUGGGUUUUCUGCCUCUCAUGUGUAUCAGAGGCAUGUGUGCCCCUGCUUGCAGCAGCCAUACCUGCCUGGCUUUGCCAGGUGCUGCAGACUAUCCUUGCAGCUUCAGUAAUGACUUCGUGGGCCUGUGGCACAGGGUCCCAUUGUUUACAAGCCCCUGUGUGCUUGCCUGUGUUUAGCACAGUAUUUAAUGCACACAGGAAGAGCAUACAUGCAAUACUAACUUUUUGAACUUUAAAAAACUAGUAGAAUCUUUAAAAAGCAAUGUUAGGAAACACUAGUAAAUUAUUUUGUUUGUAUAAGAUAGUUUGUGUGACUUUUAAAAUGUUUUAGAAAUUAAAGUUUUGUAAACAGUAAUUUAAUAUUUGGUUUACAAAUACUUAAGUUUAUGUAUUUUAUUCUAUCAUGCCUAAAGCUUAUUUACAGGCAAAUUCCAUUUCAGUUUUACAAAGGGCAAUAAUUAUUCUGGUGAAAUGUCGAGUAGAGGAAGAGGUGGAUAAUGUCACUCUCUUUUUGUUGUAGAGUUCUUAGUAGGUAAAUUUGUUUGCAACCCAAAAAUGAAACACCAGUAGUUGAAAGCAUAUGUUUUUUUUCUUUUUGAGUUACUGAAGCUAAUUAGAUUUAUUUGAUUUCUCUAAUUUCUUUCCUAGGACUGAGCAGCUCCUGCUCGUGGUCUAGCCAGCUUCACCCAGAGUCCUGCAGAGGAAACGCUGCCAGCCUCUGUCGGCUCACUGGCAAUGCACAGGGGCUCUGUGGGUUCUUGUCCACUAUGAGCAGCACACUUCACUCAGUAACUCAGUUCAUAUGCUCAGUAUGCGCUUUGGCUGUGUGUGCUGCAUGCUGGUGUUUUCUGUUUUGUUCUAGUGUUAUUUUUUUAAAUACUAGACAUGAACCUCUAAGUUAAUUUCUCAAUUUAGCACUGGAUAGUAAACUUGAGUUUGAAAAACAACUUUGGAGUCUACUUUGAAAGAAGAACUAAUGUAAAGACUUUUUUGUUUUUUUGUUUUGGUCUUUGGCUUUUGAAUAUUGUUAAGGCAAAAUUCAAUGUUACAAAUACCAAAAGUACUGUAUAUGUAAAUUACUUGUCACACUUCAAGAAAUGUAAUUAAAAUCAGAAAUGGUGAAGACUCGUGAAUAUGACGGGUGAGAUUUCAGAACUGGAUGAUCUGUUCAUGUCUUAUAGGAGGUCACUCAGGCCACACACCACCAGCCUGUGAAGAGAAGCUUCAACUUCCAAUUUAGGUGAUUGAAUUAGGAAAAAGUCCUUUUUCCAGACAACAGGAAAAUCCGAUUAGGAAACCAGACAGCAGUCACUGACUGUUGGGUGUGCCUUGGUGUUGCAUCCGUGCUUGUCAGGGUCCUGAGGAAGUGGGGCCUCCAAGGGUCAUGUGACAAUCUGGGCAUCGGGUGCUGUGAGUGGCUGCAGAGGACUCCUGUGCCAGAGGUGAGGCAGUUCGGAUUCAGACGGGCCAUGUCUCGGGAAAGUCAGUUGUGAGAGGCUUGUGAAUGUCAUGAAGUCUUGGCUUCUCCUUUGAAAUGCUGCUGUGAUGUGACUAACAAUAAAGCUUAGGAGUCCAGGUGUACGGUGCAGCUGGCUCCAGUGGGCUCUGCCUUGGUGCAGGCUGGAGUGGCUCCCUUUGUCUUUUGUUUUAACUCUCACUGUGGAGUCUUAUCACAAAGACUUGGAGGCGGGGCUGGUAUAACAGGGCUUUGGGGCAGAGCCCAUGAGCUCACAUGCCCUCAGAACCUCCCUGUAAAAUAAGGAAAUACCCCCAUUUUACAGGUAAAGGAACCCAGUGCAGAGAGCUGAAGGUGUGUAAGACCACAGUGAGCUGGAGAACUGAAUGGCCAUGGUGGCCAGUCCAAGUUUAGCCCCAGCCUUCUUGGUUUCUUGGUAACUCCUGUUGGCUUGUUUGGAAUGUUCAGACCAGGCAGUCUCUGGAGGCGUCUCUCCUCCCACUGUCCAUGUGCUGAGGGGUUGCCCGUCUCUGGCCUGAGACCCUCAAGUGAAUGUCCUUUCACUUAGAUGCAGCUGACACUUAGUUAGUGCAGAUCAAUGUCUGUGGUGUGAUUAUGAGACCAAUCUCGUGUGUACUUGCAAAAGGAACCCGCUUUAACCCCCAACAGUGAUGACAGGGUGUCAAGCUGUCACGGUGUCUUCUGUCUAGGUGCAGCUGCUGUGCUGCCCUGCGUGUAUACCUGGACUCACACACAGAUGUGACUUCCUUCAGCCCCACGACAGUGCUGGAAGCAGGCCCUGUCCUUCCACUUUGUAGCCAAGGAAACUUCCGCCAGGAAUCCCUCUAUGGACAGACAGCAGAGCCCUGUCAUCUUGGGUUCCUUCAAGAACUGAAGCAAGGUACUCAAAGGCCCAAUCAUUUUUCAAGAUCGUCACCUCGGUCUUGGGCGGGACCUGUUGAGGAUGCUGGAGGCUCUUGUGAGACAGGCCAGCUUUACUAGUGCGGGCAAGUGUGCUUUGAAAGGAGGAAAACUGUUUUGACAGCUAGUAAAGUAAGACCCCACUCAGCUUGUCACCACUAUCUGCCUCCCAGGUUUCCAGGUCUCCUGUCCUAUGCUCUGGGGAGGCUGUGACAGGAACCUCAAGCUGCUGCUGCUUGCUGGUUGAGAACAGCGUGGACUUGGCAGACUCCCAUGACCGCCACGCUAGAGGGGGCCCUGCAGUGGCAGCUCCUCCCUGGAAUCGGCUUUCUCAGCACAGCUGCGUCUGUCCCAUGGUUUAGUGAGGAUGGUACCUCGGGUUGUGGUCCAGGUUGGAAAACAGUAACCACAGUGAUCUGUGUCACACUUGCCAAGGGAGGAAACCCUUGGUUCUCCUGCUUGGUGGAGGGUGGGCGGGGCUUGUGUCUGUGUGAAGUUGUGUAAUCUCCGCACCAGGACCCUGGCUGCCCUGCUGCAGUGGACUGGUGUGUCAUACCCACCAGGUACACCUGGGCACAUGGUUUGUGUUAGCUGUUACUUUUGGUCAUUUAUUUAAAUGUUCUAUAUUGACUUGACUUUUAAGUUAAAUGUCCGGUUUGUUGUAGCAGAUCGUCUAUAGCAUAAAUAUAAAUUUAAAAAUUUUUAACAGUGUAUAAUAGCUGAAGCUGGUUGUUUCCUUAGAAGUUAUAUGGUCUUCGUCUAGUUCAUGUGAGACUUCAAAAUGCCCUCCGUUAUCCUUAUGGACACUUUCAUUUGUGUAAUUUCAAAAAAAAACAAAAAAAAAACCCAGAGUUUCUUCAACUCCAAAGAGGAUUUUGGAUUGAUCUUGGGUAGGUUAAAAGACUGCCAUGAGCAGGAAAUCAGUUUUGAGUCUCAGUUCUGUAUCUUCAUCAUGUCUCACCUGGCCAAGCUUCAAGUCUCAUGUGUCAGACAUUAAUCAUAGUUUUCUUGUGUGGCUUUGUCCUGGAAAUGUCAACCAUGUCCAACUCUGCAGAAGGCACAAUACUGGAUCACAAACACGUUUCCCCUGAUUAAUUUCAUUCCAUCUUAAACUCCAGUGUUUGUGUGGGGCCAUGGUGAUUCGGCGUGGUUGCCCAGGAUUGCCUCACCUGUGACUUCCUGUGUUCCUGGAUCCUUCCAUCCCAGGAGAGGCGGGCUUGUCCUGUGCUGCGUGGCUGUGUGUGAUAACCUCCUGAUGACCGACCCACCUUGCUGCACACAUCUGGGUUGCUGAUACCUCCCCAGAAUGACUUUCUGGAAGCAGAGGUCCUGGAUCAGAGAGCGUGGCAGUUCUGAACAGCCUCCAGAAUGGACCCUCGCACUUGCUGCAGCAGUGUGGAGAGUGUGGUCUGUGACUGGCACAGGCCUCACCAGUCCUUCCACACUAGUGGCCACUCCAGGCAAACAUUUCAUUGCUUUGCUUUGCAUUUUUUAAUAUCUUGUGAGGGCAGAUACUUUGAAUACCAGAGCAACUCUGUUAUUUCUGCUCUUGUGAAUUAUCAUUAAACACACUAAGCCCA
Ictidomys tridecemlineatus (thirteen-lined ground squirrel) is the source of this 8506-nucleotide messenger RNA. The record is from RefSeq and is a predicted model, not a curated record. NCBI's taxonomy places the organism in Eukaryota, Metazoa, Chordata, Mammalia, Rodentia, Sciuridae.